UAGAAGGAACGUUCGGAUUUGUUCCCAGGCUGUUACAGGCAUCCUAGCGCCACACAGAAAGUACCCUCGGAGGGACCGACAGGUAAUUAGAGACCGAACAACUCACAUUCUCCCGGGCUCAGCCGCCACGCCACGCCCCCUGCUGCACCACGCCCCCUCGCAGCCCCGCAGUGCGCCUGCGCAGUAGCUCUUACGCCAGUUCGAGCCCCACCCCCUUUCAGAGCGAACAUUGGCCUCGGGGGCGGGGCUUGGGCACAAGAUGGCCGCUGCGCGCCCAGAGCCCCAGAGUCCGAGCUCACCGACCCCGGAGUCGCGAUCCCAGGAGCCACUGGACCUGGUCCUGGUGCCUGAUGACUGCCGGCCCGGCACACCCCCGAGUGACCUCAUCGAGAUCCAGGUGGUGAAGGUGACGGACACCACACUGGUCCCUGAGCCCCCGGAGCCAGGUUCUUUCCACUGUGCCUUGUGCCCUGCUGCCUUCCGGCUGGUUUCCGAGCUGCUGUUCCACGAACAUGGCCACUUGGCUGGGGCCGAGGGAGGCGGGCAGGGUGGGGACCGGAGCCGGUGCCACGUGUGCGGCCACAGCUGCCCGGGCCCCGCCAGCCUGCGCGCGCACUACAGCUUGCACACGGGGGAGCGGCCCUACCGCUGCGCGCUCUGCCCCCGCGCCUUCAAGGCCUUGGCGCCCCUGCUCCGGCACCAGCACCGGCACGGGGUGGAGCCGGGCACCUCUCGGAGGCCUCUGGACGUUGCAGAACAGAGGCCCGGGGUGGCCCCGGAGAGGGCGGAGGUGGUGAUGGCGGCGGCGGCGGCGGGCGCAGCGGUGGGGAAGCCUUUUGCCUGCAGGUUCUGCGCCAAGCCCUUCCGCCGCUCCUCAGACAUGCGAGACCACGAGCGCGUGCACACCGGCGAGCGGCCGUACCAUUGCGGCAUCUGCGGCAAGGGCUUCACCCAGUCCUCGGUGCUUAGCGGCCACGCCCGCAUCCACACUGGCGAGCGCCCGUUCCGCUGCACGCUCUGCGACCGCACCUUCAACAACUCCUCCAACUUCCGCAAGCACCAGCGCACCCACUUCCACGGGCCGGGGCCGGGGCUGGGAGACUCUGGAGGCCAGCUGGGCUCGUCCGCGGCCGAGGGGUCGGGGAGCGGGUGUGGGGUAGGGGACCCUGCGGAGGAGGGGCAGGGGGAGACAGCGAAGGUGAAGGUGGAGGUCGACCAGUAGGCUGCAGACCAAGGACUUGGGUUAGUUAAGGCGGAGGUAGGAGGCCGACCGGCGGGCGGGCGGGGUGGGGAAACGGAGGCAGGGGACAUAAGAGGGAAGAUUGGGGGAGAGAUGACAACUACAGGGAUGGCUGUGAGCCGCUAGUGAUGGAGAGCAGAGGGAGAGGGCCAGGCUCCAGACUCCCACACGCCCACACGGCACCUCUGCAAGGCCUAGGAGAGGACAGGUGCAGCUCUGCGGGUGUGCGGCCAAAGGCAAGGCCCACGGGCUGGAUGUCACUUCCCCGACUGCCUCUUGGUUGGCUUGUCCUUGUGCAAGACCCAGCCUGUCACGACAGAGCCUGGGCACUUCAGAGGAGGAGCCAGGAUCGAAUGGAAAGGGGGAAUUGGGGUCCACCAUAGUGUUCUGCUCUGGUCCUCCAUGGGUGGACCAGGAUGGAGUCUCUUGCCUACCUCACUGCAUUGCACUGGACCUGGGAUGCCUAUACACCCUCAGGCAGAAGACACUCACCAGGUUAUCUGUGAAGAGACUCUGGGAUCCCGUCACCUCAGAGCCAGAGGGUCCCCAAGUCACAGCUGAGAGCACUUGAGCCUCAAGGAUGUAGCCUGACCAUAGGAUCUUGACUCCAACAGCGGCAACCCCCACCCCCACCCCCACCCCCAUUGUGGUCCGUCCUUAACCCAUCCACUCUUCUUCGGAGGCAACUGAGAACACAUAAAGCAAGCAGCUACCUAGCAUCCCCCUCCUAAAGCUUUAGACUCAGAGCCCAGGGUCCCCCACAAGCCUCAAGGUAGCCUCAGGUUUCUCUAAUUUCCUCCACUCCCAGUUCGAAGCAAACAGCUUACUGCCUAGUCCCCGCCAAUCCCAAGGAAGGGCUGGCUGAUGGCAGCAUGGUGGGCUGGCCUAGGUGUGGAGUGAAAGAGUCACUGUGGUGGGGGCGAGAGGAGUUGGGAGCUGGAGGUGUGACACCUUCAGUUCUGUUCCUAUUAAAGGACCUUCUGAAGGGC
Symphalangus syndactylus (siamang) is the source of this 2229-nucleotide messenger RNA. RefSeq names its product zinc finger protein 784 (gene ZNF784). Gene Ontology annotation, molecular function: RNA polymerase II transcription regulatory region sequence-specific DNA binding; DNA-binding transcription factor activity, RNA polymerase II-specific. Lineage: Eukaryota; Metazoa; Chordata; Mammalia; Primates; Hylobatidae. Gene Ontology annotation, cellular component: nucleus. The record is from RefSeq and is a predicted model, not a curated record. Gene Ontology annotation, biological process: regulation of transcription by RNA polymerase II.